UUAUUCGAUUAAUAAUCUUAAAUUUAUGUUUUAAAGGAAUGCAUUCAUCUCAUCUUUGACUCAGCAACUACUGUCUCCAUGGCAAUAGUCGAACUCCAAAGUCGUGGAUUAUGGRUGCCAGGCAACAGGACCAGCAAGGACCUUAGUUCCAACAGAGAAAGAUUGUACAAUCAAGCAACGAAAGUAAGUUUCAAUGGCUACACAGGACAUGUAAAGUUGAACAGCAAAGGAAGACGACUUCUAGAAACUCUUGAAAUAUUGAACUUAAGAAAAGACGCAUUUGUCAAGGUUGGAAAGUGGGUCAAAUCAUCUCCUCGUCAUUUUGCCGGRCAAAUAUUACCAAAUGUUAUCAAGUCAUCAAAUGGAAGUUCCCUUCAAGGACGCCAUCUGUCAGUUGUAGUAAUUGUGUUGGAGCCAUUUGUUUACAAGACAAUCAACAAUGAUAGCUCAGUACAYUACACAGGCUUCCUUGUGGAUCUGCUUAAAAAACUUGCUGGUGAUUUGAAGUUUUCUUAUGAGAUUCACGAAUCGUUGGAUGGGCAAUAUGGGCUUGAAAACAAUGGAGAGUGGAAUGGCAUGGUUAGGGAACUUAUCGACGGGAAAGCAGACAUGAUUGUGAGUGAUUUAGUCGUAACAGAAGCAGCYGAAAAGGUUAUCGACUUCGCAUUCAGCUAUAUGUAUUAUACAGAAGUAAUCGCCAUGAAAAAGAUCGAAAUCAAGACCAAUGAUUAUCUGCAAUUCUUGAUGCCUUUUGAUGCUGAGGUCUGGAUAGCUCUUGUGGGAGCGCUAGUCGUCUUUACAAUAAACCUUUUCGCAUUUAACUACUUUAGUCCUUAUGGAUGGAAAAACGAGCAGGGAACAAAGACGUCUAAGGAAUUUAGUUUGUUUAACUGUUUUUGGUUUUCAUGUUCUUGUAUGCUGCAGCAAGGACCAGAACACACACCUAAAUCUAUAUCAGGCCGUCUUCUCGUAGGCUUUUUCUGGUUUACUGUCCUUGUAUGGGUCUCAACGUACACAGCAAACUUGGCUGCUUUUUUCACUGUAGUGUCUAAGGAACUACCUAUCAAUAAUCUUGAGGACGCCUUCAACUCCAACUAUCAGCUCGGCGUGUCUAAUCGAUCGUACUUGGUGGAUUUCUUUAAGAAUACACAGAUAGACUUUUACAAAAGGGUGUGGAAAAGAAUGAGCAAUCUACCUGCCAAUAACAUUGAGGGCAUGAAGUGGACCCGCGAAAAGCGAUACAUACAUCUUGGAAACGGACCUAUAUUGAACUUCCAGGCAAGCAAGAAACCUUGCGAAUUGGUCACGUGUAAGUAA
Exaiptasia diaphana is the source of this 1317-nucleotide messenger RNA. RefSeq names its product glutamate receptor ionotropic, kainate 3. Gene Ontology annotation, molecular function: glutamate-gated receptor activity. NCBI's taxonomy places the organism in Eukaryota, Metazoa, Cnidaria, Anthozoa, Actiniaria, Aiptasiidae. Gene Ontology annotation, cellular component: membrane. Bases 79 to 1317 code for a protein of 412 amino acids. Gene Ontology annotation, biological process: monoatomic ion transport. The transcript is spliced from 7 exons. The record is from RefSeq and is a predicted model, not a curated record.